GAGAGAAAGAAGGGAGAGAGAGAGGAGAGAGAUUUCCAAUAGAAAGAGAAAGGAAGCGUGGUGUCUCUGCCAGAGGUCAAAACUCCAAAACCUGCCCCACGACCACCGCAACCACCAAACCGAAACGACAUCGUUUAACUCUCCGGCGACCUUACCUCCUCCACCGCCGUCAUGAGUCCCGUACUUGUAUCCUGAUUCCCGAUCGGUACGGCGAGGUCCAUUUUUUCCGGUGACCGGCCCCUCCUCCGUCUGCCAUCUCUGUUCCUGAUUUUAUUAUGAAGAGCUACGCUAAGGUUAACAGCAACAACAGCAGCAGCAGUAGCAACAAAACCACCAACGGCUUUCUCCCCAAUUCUUUGAAAUUCAUCUCCUCUUGUAUUAAAACUGCUUCUUCUGGUGUCCGCUCCGCCAGUGCUACGGUCGCUGCCUCCAUCUCUGCCGAUGCUCAUGACCACAAAGACAAGGUAUUAUGGGCUGGAUUCAACAGACUUGAGCUCAGUCCAUCCUUCUCCAAGCAUGUGCUUUUAGUUGGUUAUACAAAUGGUUUUCAAGUUCUUGAUGUUGAAGAUGCCGCCAAUGUCGGUGAACUGGUUUCAAGACGGGAUGAUCCAGUCACAUUCUUGCAGAUGCAGCCUCUUCCAGCUAAGUCUGAUGCUCAGGAAGGGUUUGGAGCAUCACACCCAAUACUUUUGGUUGUUGCCUGUGAUGAGACCCAGAGUUCAGGUCUGAUGCAAACUGGCAGAAAUGGGUUGGCAAGAGAUGGAUAUGCUAACAAUCAUUCAGAGAACAUUACCCUCUCCCCAACGGCUGUUAGGUUUUACUCGUUAAAAUCUCGCAGUUAUGUUCAUGUUCUGAGAUUUCGCUCAACUGUAUACAUGAUUAGAUGCAGUCCUGAAAUUGUGGCUGUUGGUCUUGCAACACAAAUUUAUUGCUUUGAUGCUCUUACCCUCGAGAGUAAAUUUAGUGUUCUCACGUAUCCAGUCCCUGAGAUGGGUGGCCAAGGAACAUCUGGGAUUAAUAUUGGCUAUGGACCUAUGGCUGUGGGUCCUAGAUGGUUAGCUUAUGCUUCCAACAAUCCUUUGCAGUCAAAUACAGGUCGUUUAAGCCCACAAAGUCUUACACCUCCUGGUGUAAGCCCAUCAACAUCACCUAGCAGUGGAAGUUUGGUGGCCCGAUAUGCCAUGGAAUCUAGUAAGCAUUUGGCUGCUGGGCUAAUUAAUUUGGGUGACAUGGGUUACAAAACAUUAUCUAAAUACUAUCAAGAGCUCGUACCUGACGGUUCCAACUCUCCAUUAUCAACAAAUUCAAGUUGGAAAGUUGGUCGACUUGCAUUACAUUCAGCAGAAACAGAUGUUGCUGGAAUGGUUGUUGUGAAAGAUUUUGUCUCCAGAGCUGUUAUAUCACAAUUUAAGGCUCACACAAGUCCAAUUUCUGCUCUUUGUUUCGAUCCAAGUGGGACCCUUCUGGUUACUGCCUCAACACAUGGUAGCAAUAUUAAUAUUUUUAGGAUUAUGCCGUCCCGUGUACAGAAUGGAUCAGGCACUCAAAGCUAUGAUUGGAGCUCCUCUCACGUGCACCUUUAUAAGCUUCAUCGUGGCAUGACAUCAGCUGUAAUACAAGACAUUUGUUUUAGUCACUAUAGUCAAUGGAUAGCUAUUGUUUCAUCCCGGGGAACUUGCCACAUUUUUGCUCUUUCGCCUUUUGGAGGCGAGACUGUCCUUCAAAUGCACAAUUCUUUCGUAGAUGGGCCUAAUCUUUUACCAGCUUCAUGUGUCCCUUGGUGGUCAACUUCAUCUUUCUUCACAAACCAGAAAUCCUUUUCUCCUCCACCACCUCCUUCUGUCACUCUUUCAGUGGUUAGCAGAAUAAAAAAUUGUAACUCAGGAUGGCUUAAUACUGUCAGUAUGGCUGCUGCUUCUGCAUCCGGAAAGGUUUCCAUCCCAUCAGGUGCAGUUUCUGCUGUUUUCCAUAGUUGUAUACCUCAGAAUCUCCAAUCUCCUCAAUUAAUUUCGAAUACUUUGGAACAUCUGUUGGUGUAUACUCCUUCCGGCCAUGUGAUUCAAUAUAAACUGCUGCCAUCAAUGGGGGGAGAAUGUGGUGAAACUGUUUUGAGAAGCCCAAAUGCUUCAAUGCAGAUGAAAGAUGAGGAGUUACGAGUGAAAGUUGAACCUGUUCAAUGGUGGGAUGUUUGCCGAAGAGCUGCUUGGCCAGAGAGGGAGGAAUGCAUAUCCUCAAUUACUCUCAGGAGAAAAGAAACUGCAGAGGCUGUUGAGGAUUCUUCCUUUUGUGAGGAGAAUCAUCUUGGGACCCAGGAGUUGGUAAAGCCACAUGAGUGUUCUCUCUUGUACUUAUCCAACUCUGAGGUCCAGAUAAACUCUGGGAGGAUACCCAUCUGGCAGAAAUCCAAGGUACAUUUCUAUACAAUGAGUUUUCCUGGGUCUAAUGAGCAAAGUAGCAUAAAAGAUUGCAUGAAUGGGGAGAUUGAAAUAGAGAAGGUACCUAUCCAUGAGGUAGAAAUUAAGCGGAAGGAUUUGCUUCCAGUUUUUGACCAUUUCCGUGGGAUACAAUCUGAUUGGAGUGACAGGAGCCAUGCUGGAGCAAAAGGCUCUAACCCAACUUCAGAUUCUCAUGGUGCUGGAAUGAAGUAUUCAGAAGGUGAUAUCAUUUCAGAUUCAAAGUUGGAUUCACCUGGCUUGGAGGAAAAUUCAGAUGGUAUUUCUUAUCCACCCAUUGCCAAGUCUGUGGGUGACCUUAAGAUGAAAGAAAAGGAUGGAUCUGUUUUAUCCUCGCCAGUAAUGAAAGAGAACUCUUUCCAGGAGCGGUCCUCGGUUUCUUCUAAACAAUCUAGCACUGGACUUUCCCCAGUUGAAGGCAGUGAUUUUACUAACAGCCCAUCAACUGUAACAAGUGGCUCACUCUCCACUGAUAGAACUAUUUUAAAAGCGGUUCAGUCAUCAAAACGUGGAGGGGCGAGUGAGGGCUCAAAUACAAGUUCCACCCGUUCUGACUUGAGUAUGAACAUUCUUGACGAGGAACCAAUGCGUGACUCAUUUGAUUAUGAACCAUUCUUUCAAGAGGAAUAUUGUAAAGCAACGGGUCUUAGUAACUGCCGUGACCCAGCAGAUGCUGUAACCGACGACGUAGACAGUAGCGGUAGUCCCCGUUACAGGGAGAAAUGUGAGGAAGAUGGAGACCCUGAUGACAUGCUUGGCGGUGUAUUUUCUUUCUCCGAGGAAGGAUAACGUUCCUCGGCAUGUCAUAAUGCAUCGUAAUAUUGGACCGUAACAGUCUGCUGGUCGUCGUGGUCCUGAUGAUAGAGCAUGCGUCGUGUCAUGAUUGAUAAAGUUGAGGUUGUUGGUUGGGUUUCAACAAGGACAAUUCUACUGACAGAUAGAAGUGAUUAUGUUAUUGAUAGUAGCACUGGUGGGACUGAUGCCUGGUUUCCUCUUUCCCCUCUCUUUUGUAUAUACUGUAAAUUGAAAUUCAUAGUUCAAAUGAUUUGUGUGGUCAGGUUCUUACCAA
Momordica charantia (bitter melon) is the source of this 3522-nucleotide messenger RNA. The record is from RefSeq and is a predicted model, not a curated record. Lineage: Eukaryota; Viridiplantae; Streptophyta; Magnoliopsida; Cucurbitales; Cucurbitaceae.